Molecule: messenger RNA, 243 nt
Organism: Knipowitschia caucasica
Lineage: Eukaryota; Metazoa; Chordata; Actinopteri; Gobiiformes; Gobiidae
Source: the annotation of a GenBank genome assembly
AUGGCCCCUCUUCCGUCGGGGCGAAUCCUCCUCUCCUUCCCUCCAUCCCUCGAGCGGCAUGUCUGCGCGCACUGUCACGCACAAGCACGCACUCAGCAGCGCCUCUCACACUCGCAACUUACAGCUUUCUCUCUCUCCGCACUGAAUGAGAACAAGGAGGGCGCCCGGGAACACUGCGACAAAGCGCUUUUUGGUUGGAAUAAGGGACUUGGAGCCACGAUCGGACGAGGUCUGCCCCUGUAA